GUUGGCAUGGCUGACCUUGGUCUCCAGCUCCCCGAGUGAUCAAGCUGAUACCGAGUAGCCCAGGUUCCGAUGUGGCUCACAGUCAGCUUGACUGCUGUGUGGCCCAGGGCCCCAGGUAAACAAAGAUACUCUUAGCAGGCAGGACAUCCCAGGGACUUCAGGGCUCCCUCCAGCGCCCCUCAAGGGCCAGGUGUUUCUUUGGAAUGAGCAGGGUCCGGAGAACCCAGACCCGCCAGGUUCACCCGUCACUGUACCCUCCGCCGCCCUCCCACAGCUCCCCUCUGCUCUGAACAGGACAGUGGCGGUGGCCCCCCAGCCCUCCUUGCUGAGGCCCCCUGUGGCAUGCUCACACUCUCCCGCAGUACCAGGGAGCUGCUGCCAUCAGUGCCGUUUGCACCGAGGCUCCAAGAGGACCCAUGCUGUGCCCAGAUCCUGGUGUUCACAGGUGGCAGAGCUACCAUCGAGCUCCUGGCUACCUGCCUCCACGUCUUCCCUGGGGCACCUAUGGCCUCUGGGGCCUUAUAUGACCCCAUCAACCCCGACAGGGAGACCCUCGACCAGCCAUCACUAACAGACCCUCAGCGUCUCUCCAAUGAGCAGGAGGUGCUUCGGGCUCUGGAGCCCCUGCUGGCCCAGGCCAACUUCUCCCCACUCUCCGAGGACACCCUGGCCUACGCGCUGGUGGUCCAUCACCCUCAGGAUGAGGUCCAGGUGACAAUAAACUUGGACCAGUACAUCUACAUGCAGUUCUGGGCCCUGGGCCAACGAGUCGGGCAGAUGCCCCGUAAGUCCAGCGUGGGCUCCAAGCGCAGCUUCUUCACCAAGUUGCCCCCUGCAGAGAGGAGAUACUUUAAGCGGGUGGUGCUGGCAGCCCGGACAAAACGCGGCCACCUGGUGCUGAAGAGCUUCAAGGACACGCCGCUGGAGGGCCUGGAGCAGCUGCUGCCCGAGCUGAAGGUGCGCACGCCCACCCUGCAGCGGGCCCUGCUCAACCUCACGCUGGUGGUCUCGGGCGUGGUGUUCUUCGUCAACGUGGGCAUGGUGGUGCUGUCCGACCUCAAGAUGGCCACCUCCCUGCUGCUGCUGCUCUUUGCCGCCUUCAUGGGCCUGCGGGCCUCCAAGAUGUUCGGGCAGCGGCGCAGCGUGCAGGCACUGGAGCUGGCGCACAUGUUGUACUACCGCAGCACGUCCAACAACUCGGAGCUGCUCAGCGCCCUGGCCCUGCGCGCGCAGGACGAGCACACCAAGGAGGCGCUGCUGGCGCACAGCUUCCUGGCCCGGCGGCCUGGGGGCGCCAGCGGCCCUCCAGAAGAGACCUCCAGGUGGCUCCAGUCGGAGGUGGAGAGCUGGCUUCUUUCCCAGUCAGGCUGUGACGUGGCCUUUAACGGAACUCGGGCCCUGGCCCACCUACAAGCCCUGACCCCCAGCGUUGGGCUGUACCCACCCCCAGGUUUCCCCAAACUAGACCCUUUGGCUGCAGUCACUGCCGAGUGUCCCCAGGCCGCACCCAGCAGCAACCCCUGACUGAAGUGGCCGUGCCCUGCCCGGGUCCUGCCACCUGGCUAGGAACUAAGCCCCGCCUCCUCCACGACAAGCUGUCAAUCACAGCUCCUACAUUUUGUCACCCCAAUUUCCAAUUACUGACGGCAAUUAUUUUGCUACGCUCUGUGCUUCAAUAAGGCCAAUCAAAGCAGCCAACAGUUGCUAGGCAUUUCCCCCCCUGAAGAACAGCCAAUCAAGGGUAUUUAGCUCUGCUUCCAUUCCAUUUCUUAGUCCCACCCCCACUAUAAACGUCCGGGCGUGGUUUGGCUGAGGCAGUGGGAGUGUCAGCCAAUCACAGCUGCUCGGCUCUGGUUUCUAUAACCCACCAGGCAGUGUGAAAGCUGAGUGCCCCCAACACCCAGAGGCUAUAUAUCACUGUCUUUUUAGCGGGCUCUGGACAAACUGCCCAUCAUGUGCACGAAGGCGGGGCCCCGGCCGGCAGCCAAUGAGAGCCGUUUAGUCCUGCCCCGCUGGCAAACGGCCAUGACAGCUGCUGGGCAUCGUCAACCUUGGGCGGUCAGUUGCAGAGAAGCAUCCAAUCGAGAUUUCCCAAAGCUGACCUUUCUGUCCAUCGUGCUGCUGUGUGUUGGGCCAUCUGGUCAACUGCUGAUCAGGGUGUCCAGGCAGAAGGGGCUGGGAACCCUGUGCUAGGCAGAAAGCUGUGGGCCUGGAGGAGCCACUCUGCCCUCCUCGGAGACUCGCUCCCACUCAGGCUCCCAACCACCUCAGGUGCCUUCCCUGCCCAGCUCCCUUUCUACAGAAGCUACCUCGGUCUGGAUCCCCCACCAGCAGCAGCCUGUACAAUAUCUAUUGGUCUAUAAAUUUCUCCCUGCUCUCCUCUCUCAAAGGAAUAAAUCAUGUUUAAUAAA
Tupaia belangeri chinensis (Chinese tree shrew) is the source of this 2411-nucleotide messenger RNA. RefSeq names its product transmembrane protein 143 (gene TMEM143). Gene Ontology annotation, cellular component: mitochondrion. The coding region runs from base 343 to 1524 and encodes 393 amino acids. Lineage: Eukaryota; Metazoa; Chordata; Mammalia; Scandentia; Tupaiidae. The transcript is spliced from 6 exons. The record is from RefSeq and is a predicted model, not a curated record.